Solanum stenotomum is the source of this 870-nucleotide messenger RNA. Its product is annotated as phosphopantetheine adenylyltransferase. Lineage: Eukaryota; Viridiplantae; Streptophyta; Magnoliopsida; Solanales; Solanaceae. The coding region runs from base 51 to 674 and encodes 207 amino acids. Gene Ontology annotation, molecular function: dephospho-CoA kinase activity; pantetheine-phosphate adenylyltransferase activity. Gene Ontology annotation, biological process: coenzyme A biosynthetic process. The transcript has 6 exons. The record is from RefSeq and is a predicted model, not a curated record.
AGCUUCAAAUAAAUAAAUACAGGCGAGUCAGCCAUCAUCGGAAGAAGCAGAUGUCAGUAAUGGAGGAAUCAAACCCCAAGUCCACCUUAUCGCCACCUAAUUCCUACACUUCCGUCGUUCUUGGAGGUACUUUUGAUCGUUUACAUGAAGGUCACCGACUUUUUCUUAAGUCGGCUGCUGAAUUGGCGAAGAAUCGAAUUGUUGUUGGUGUUUGCGAUGGUCCAAUGUUGACUAAGAAACAGUAUGCUGAUCUGAUAGAGCCAAUUGAGCUGAGAAUGAAACAUGUUGAAGAUUACAUCAAGUCUAUAAAACCUGAGCUGAUAGUGGAAGUAGAACCAAUAGUGGAUCCCUAUGGUCCGUCAAUCGUCGAUGAGAAUUUGGAGGCCAUUGUUGUCAGCAAGGAGACAUUGCCUGGUGGACUGUCUGUCAAUAGGAAGAGGGCUGAAAAAGGACUCUCGCAGCUAAAGAUCGAAGUUGUAGAUCUUGUUUCUGAAGAAUCAAGUGGAGACAAACUGAGUUCUACUGCUUUGAGAAAACUUGAAGCUGAAAAGCUCAGGGACCAAAAACUUGAAGCUGAGAAGCACAGGGACCGAAAACUUGAAGCUGAGAAGCUCAGGGACCAAAAACUUGAAGCUGAGAAGCUCAGGGACCAUAAUCCCGAAAGUCAGAUUUAAAACUUAAUUAUUGUCUAUACUCGUUCAAAGGAGUUUCACUUUGUUUUAUUUCAAUUUGCUUUGUUAGGAUUCACAAGGAGACACUGUAGUCAUCAUAGAUGUGAAAUUGUCUUGUAAAACAAUAAUCUCUUGAGAAUCAUACUGGAGUUGUUUUCACAGUUACUUGUAAAUCUAUAAAAUGUGUUUAAUUGAUCCA